AUGUGCGACGAAUCGGUGCAAUACCUGACACACAACGCAUUCACAAUUCUGAAUUCGGAUGAACUUCGAGCGCGACUCAUACUGGAUCCAAAAACAAUCAACAAGAGGGCUCAAGUUCAGAAAUUCGGAAUGGAGGGCUUGGGUAAAUUGGCACAUAUUGCACGGAGGGAAGAUCACAUACUGUCAGUCGACUCCAAGGACUACCUUUACGCUUUGGGCGUGGCAGAGCCACAUCUAUGGCAAUUCAAGGACAGCACAUGGCAGCUUUGGUGCUUCGUAGCUCUUCUUAUGGGCGCAACGAUCUCUCCACGAAUAAAGAAGGAUAGACAGUAUAUCAACGGACCCAACCAAAGUUUGGCCAUUGGCAAGGGAGUUUGGGACUAUCGAGAUGGUCAGGAACAGAAUUCGGAUGACGGGCUUCAUUUUCAGCCAAAUUAA
Molecule: messenger RNA, 438 nt
Organism: Sphaeroforma arctica JP610
Lineage: Eukaryota; Ichthyosporea; Ichthyophonida
Exons: 2
Coding region: 1-438 (145 amino acids)
Source: RefSeq, a predicted model, not a curated record